Molecule: messenger RNA, 924 nt
Organism: Vicugna pacos (alpaca)
Lineage: Eukaryota; Metazoa; Chordata; Mammalia; Artiodactyla; Camelidae
Gene: ANKRD37
Product: ankyrin repeat domain 37
Cellular component (GO): cytoplasm
Molecular function (GO): protein binding
Source: RefSeq, a predicted model, not a curated record
GCCGCUGGGCGGGGAAAGGCCCGGCAGCCAAGGGUUGGGCUGCUGGAGCUCAGCCAGAGCUGGGGCGCGGCGGGGAGGGACUGGCCCGCUUGCCCUGGCGAUCUUUAAAAUUCUGCUCUUGGGCGGCCUGCGCGCUUUUUCCUGCCGGUCUGCAGCGAGUGCCCAACCGCUCUGCUCUCCUUCCAAGGACUCCUGUUCUCUACUUCAGGCGGGAAAUGCUGUUGCUCGAUUGCAACCCAGAGGUGGAUAGUCUGAAGCAUCUGCUGGAGACCGGGGCCUCCGUCAACGCACCCCCAGAUCCCUGCGAGCAGUCGCCUGUCCACUUGGCCGCAGGUGGCGGCCUUGCUUGCUUUCUUCUCUGGCAGCUGCAGGCGGGAGCUGACCUCAAUCAACAGGAUGUUUUUGGAGAAGCUCCACUACACAAGGCAGCAAAAGUUGGAAGCAUGGAAUGCCUCAGCCUGCUUGUAGCCAGUGACGCCCAAAUUGAUUUAUGUAAUAAGAAUGGGCAAACAGCUGAAGAUCUUGCUUGGUCAUGUGGAUUUCCAGAAUGUGCCAAGUUUCUUACAACAAUUAAAGGCAUGCAGACAAUAAAAUCAAGUGAACAGUCCAAUAAAGAUCAUUGUGUUCCAGUGCUCAGACAGAAACGAAGUUUUGGGAGUGAAGAAAAUACAAAUGGGAAAAGGAAGUGUUGAUGUCGUAUUGGUUAUGAAGAGGUGUGAAGAAGGUUUUCACUUCAUGCGGAUCUGCUGCUCAGCUACAACCUAUGGGUUUUGGCUUGUCAGUGUGUCAAACUCCUUCUAAGAAGGAGAAAACUUUCUUCUAAGCGAAGAUAACGUUGAAGAAUACAUGUAUAUACAUGCUUAUAAUGUUUUGGUUGUGCGUGCUUUGUCUUUUAAUUUAUUAAAGGAAUGUCUCAAGAAUAAA